GCCUUACUCAAGUUGGUUGCGGCCUUGUGAGGCGCGCGUGACGCGUUAGACUCCAGACAUAUACUGCUCAUUGCGUGCGCGUUCGCUUCGGCGCGCUCCUUGCGUUGCCACUCCGCACCCCUGGCUUGAAAAUCACACCUCUCCAGCAGCCUACAACUCGCCGCAUCGGUGGACUCAGUGUACCAUGCGCGGCGCCAGCCUCGCGCUCGUCGGCGCGCUGGCGAGCAGCCUCGCGCCGUCGACGAUACCACAAGUCGCGAAGCGCAUCUCCGCGGCGCACGUCGACAAGUAUCGGAAAGAUGGCGUUGUCGUCAUUCGUGGCGUCGCCGACGCCGCCACGGUGGAACUACUGCGACAGGCGGUGGCGGACUGCGUCGCGACGCCGGGUCCGUACGCCGAGGACCUCGCGCCGGGCGGCGACGGCGAGCCGAACUAUUUCACGGACCUAGAGCUGUACAAGAGACAUGCUACGUUGAGGGACUUUGCGGAGACGGGUGCCGCCGCCGCCGUGGCCGCGCGGCUCAUGGAGUCGCGCACCGCGACCUUCCUCUACGACCAAUUGUUCGUGAAGCACGCAUCAAAUGCGUACGCGCGAAAUGCCAGCACGCCGUGGCACGCCGACGGCUCCUAUUGGGCCGUCCGGGGGAAGCAGAUCGCUUCUGUGGCCAUAGCUCUGGACGACCACGACGCGCCGAAUUCCCUGGCGUUUGCACCUGGCUCGCAUUUGCAUGAGGGCGACCUGGCGCCGGUCCAGUUCGCGACGGGGGAGCGCUACGAGGCCGCCCGGGACCUGCCGGCGGCCGCGGCGCCCACGAACGCGGCGCAGUUCGAAUUGUGCGCGGGCGACGCAUUGGUCUUCGAUGCUCGAUGCGUUCAUGGCGGUCCGGGCUGCUUCGGACGGUCGCUCGUGCUGCGCUUCGUCGGCGACGACGUCGUGUUCGACCGACCACGGUUCGAAUCGGGCCGCUGCGCCAUACCAACGAGCGAUCCGGGCAUCGCCGACGGCGCGCCCCUGGCUAGCGACUCGUUCCCGGUAUGCUUCGUGGACCCGCUCUUCGGGGCGGCGUCGACGCCUGUGUCGGUCGUGGAGUGGUCGAAGGGCGUCGCGGUGAGCGAGGAGAAGGGAGAUUUUUCUUCUGCCACGCCCGUCGCCGACGACGCGGCUUGGCAAGCAAGCGCGGCGGCGCGCGAGGCCGUGCGGCGCGUCGAGCGCGGCGAGACGACCGUGUUGGACCUGUCGGGCGAGGACAUCGAGGCGCUGCCCGAGGCGCUCGGCGACUUGGAGGACCUCGAGGAGCUGGUCCUCUGGCGCUGCAGCGGCCUCGCGGCGCUGCCGGAGUCGCUCGGGCGCCUCGAAAACCUGCGGGCCCUCGACCUGAGCGAGUGCUCGCGACUAUCGGCGCUGCCGGCGUCGAUCGGAUCACUCCGCGCGCUCGCGUCGCUCCAGCUCAUCUUCUGCUCCAGUUUAACGACGCUGCCCCGGUCUAUCGCCGAGCUCACGUCGUGUGAGGUCGAGUGCGUCGGUACGGUGAACCUCGUCGAGCCGCCGCGCGCCGUGGCGGAGGAGGGCAUCGCGGCGAUCGCGCGGUACUUCGACGAGAGACGAGUCUGAAGACCCUUUAAGUGUAUUGUGAUUUA
This is a messenger RNA of Pelagomonas calceolata, 1638 nucleotides long. The record is from the annotation of a GenBank genome assembly. Lineage: Eukaryota; Pelagophyceae; Pelagomonadales; Pelagomonadaceae.